Molecule: messenger RNA, 1941 nt
Organism: Apis dorsata (giant honeybee)
Lineage: Eukaryota; Metazoa; Arthropoda; Insecta; Hymenoptera; Apidae
Gene: Golgin84
Product: golgin-84
Exons: 7
Coding region: 118-1863 (581 amino acids)
Biological process (GO): Golgi organization; retrograde transport, vesicle recycling within Golgi
Cellular component (GO): Golgi membrane; Golgi cisterna
Source: RefSeq, a predicted model, not a curated record
UAUAGAUAGAUAGAUAUAUUCUGUUAUUUUAGGUUAAGUUAUUAGAGAUGAGAACAUGAAUUUUGUGAAGUGUUAAACGUCAUCAAAAUUAUAACAAGGAUUUAUUUUUAUUUUUAUAUGAAAAUGGCAUGGUUGUCAGGUCUUGCUGAUAAAGCUGAAAAUUUAUUAAAUAAAAUAGAUAAAAAUACCGCUGCAGUUUUAAAUAAAGACAAAUAUGAAUUACCACAGUCUCAAUUGACACAUGUUACAUGGAUUCCUUCUGAGUCAUGUGCUAAUAGACAAGAUGAUAUGAUUUUGAAAUCUACUACAGAAUCACCAAAGAAUUUUUCUUAUGUUCGUUCAACAUCAAAUCUUUCUUCAUUGACAACAAAUUCUAUUAUGUCUAGAGAUGAAGAGCUUCUUACUUUUUUAAAUACAGCAAAUUCAAGUCCAAAAAAGAAUAUAGCAGAAGUUUCAAUAUCACCACCAACACCUUCAUCACUUAUGGUUGAACAUCCAACAGAUACAACAGAUUCUGUAUCAGAUUUAUCAAUUCAUAGUGGUCGCUCCAGUCCCAGUUUUAUGCAUACUUCUGUAGAUGUAACAGAUAAUCUUAAUUAUGAUAUUGUAAAUGUAAACAAUAAUUUUUGUACGACCGAAGUAAUAGAUACAUUAAAUGAUGAAAUAAUAGAAAAUCAAAUUUCUGGACAUGAUAUUAUUAAAAAAAAAACUGAUACUAUACAACAAGGAUAUAAAUAUGAUGUGAAACAAGAAAAUAUGGAAAUAAAUAAAUUAAUGAAUUCAUCUCACAACAAAUACAUAAGAAAAUAUCUAAAAGAAGUAGAAAGAAAUUUAGAAGAAAGAAAUGAAUUACUUGGAAAACAAGAAACAGACCAUCAAAAAGAAAUCACAGUCUUGAAUGAAAAAUUGCAAUCUCUAUACACAGAAAAAGUGCAAUUAUCUAAACAAGUAAUAGAAUUACAAUUUGCUUUAGAAAGAAGUAGAUCAGAAUUAAAUUCUGCUAGAUCUGAUUUAGAACAACAUAAAGCUAGAGCCUUAAAGACAUUACAAGAAAAAGAAAAAUUGAUAGCAGAUUUAAGAUGCAAUGAGUCUACAGAAAUGGAUGAUACAACUAUUAUAGAACUAAAUCAAUUAAGACAAGAACGCGAUAUACUUAGAGAAGAAAAUCAACAAAUUUCUGAACAAUUAAGAAUAGUACGUGAAGAAUUAAUGAAUGCUGAUGUAAAAUUGGAAAAAAUGAGACAAAAAUCUACUGAGGCAAAUGUACAAGCUCAAGAAAUUCUUGCUACAGAAAGACGUAGAAGAUUGGAUGCAGAAGAAGAUGCAAGAUUACAUUCAGAUGAAAUAAGAUCAUUAAAAGAUGAAUUAAUUCGACAACGUAAUAAUUAUACUACACAAAUACAGAAAAGUGAUUCUGAAAUUGCUCGACUUAGAAUGCAAUUAUCUGCAGCUUCAACACCAAAUAGCGAAAUAGAAUCGAGAUUGGCAUCUCUUACACAAACAUUAGUUUCAAAGCAACAAGCAUUAGAAAGUUUAACAACAGAAAGAAAUGCUUUAAGGCUACAAUUAGAAAAAAUAGAACAUGAAUUUAGGAAUAGUCGUCGUAAUGUUCCUUACAAUAGUAUAAACGAUACAGAUGAUGCUAAAGCUCAAGUACCGACAUUUCUAAUAGAAACUCCAUUUGAUACUGGAGUUACUAGAAGAGUAAAAAGAGCUUAUUCUUUAUUAGAUGCUAUUAGUAUUCGCACAGGAGUAUUUUUAAGAAGAUAUCCUCUUGCAAGGAUUUUGGUAUUAAUUUAUAUGGCAUUACUUCAAUUUUGGGUUCUUAUAGUUCUUUUAUCACAAUCACCAGAAGCUCAUUAAUCAAUAUUUAUAAUACAUUCAAUAGAACAUUUUUGUAAAUAUUAUAUUGGGAUAAUGCACAUAUAAUUGUUAUAAUUA